UAUUGCGGUAGUUAACGGUCUCGAGCAUUCUUCUGGAGCAUGCUAUUCUUCUUCCCUGGUACCUUCCCCGAACGAGAGGCGCGCCGAAGUGUUCAUUAUGGACUGGGCUACUCUAGCCUCCUAUUACGUCUCGCUGAACUUUGUGGUCACUCCCACAAACGAAUUCGUGUUUUCUUACUAACUUCCCAGCAGUUUUCAUACCCAACGUUACACAUCGUAGAAGUGGAAAAUACAGUCAAAUCUGAUUGAAGAGUUCAUAACUUUUUCAAUCUGAGUCCUGUCCUUGACCAUAUAUUUCUGUGCGCUUGUUCUACAUUCCAACUGCGAGUGAAAGUUACGCAAGACCCAACAUGGACGAGGCAGAGAAGUACCAACAGAGAGUGCAGGCUAUAGAGGACAAGCGACGUAAGCAGCAGGACGACGAGAAAGCAAGGAGGGAGAUGGAGGAGGAGUGGCUGACGCAGGCCCAGCGCAAGCGGAAGUCCUUGAGGGACCAGUGGCUGAGCGAGAACCCCCAGCCUGUCCCUGGGCGCAGCGCUGAGAACUACACAGAGGAGUUGCCAACUGAAGAGGAUAUAGUGGAGGUCAUUGAAUCCAAAAGCUACACAGUCACCAAUGCCCAGAACCACAGCCAGGCUGACAUUGAAGAGGGUGGGAUACAAGACAUCAUCAGAGCUGCUGGGGGUCAGCUCCCUGGGCCAGUAAUGGAGACGCUUCUCCAUGAGAAUGGACUGGAAGGUCGAUCAGUGCUGGGGAUGGUUGCAGUGCAGGUGGAGAGGGAUUCAAAGACAGGGGUCACCAAGAUCAGGUCUGUGGUGCCCGUGUCUGGAGCACCCAGGGCCUUGGGGGAGACGGUGUUCAAUGACAGCAGGAAGAGUGUCCACCACAUCGGCGGGGCAGAGGGGCAGCCUUCUGCUGAGGAGCUGGGACAGCUCCUUAGUGUCCUCAACGAUGUCGGGAUGCAAGUGCUGCUGGAUGAGAUCCCAGUUGUACCACAACAGAAGGCAGAGGAGAAGAUAGAGGUUGGUGGUGGGAUGGAGGAGGAGGUGGACAAUGUGGAGGAUCCUGCCGCACCUACAACCCUGGGCUACACUGAGGAAGAGGUUGAGGUUGUGGAGCAUGAGGAUGAUGAGAUGGACGAGGAGGUAGAAAUAGGAGUGGUGGAAAUUGUGGAGGGCCCUACCCGACUGACCGACCUGGGCUACACUGAGGAAAAGGUUGAGGAUCUGGGCUGUGAGGAUGAUGAGAUGGACAAGGAGCCAGGAGUAGGUCAGGUAGACCUUGUGGAGGGCACUGUCACACUGACCUUCCUGGGCUACACUGAGGUAAAGUCAGAGAGGGAGGGUCUGGGCCAUGAGGAUGAUAGAGAGUUGGUGGAGGUGGAGCGGGUGAUCAUUUCUGACGCGGGUGAGGAGGAGAUUGUUCUUCAGUCUCCGGUUCUUGGAUCUGAGACUGAACCCUUUCUGGGCUACACUGAGCAAAAGGUUGAGGCUGUGGGGCAUGAGGAUGAUGAGGAGGACAUGAGUGGAUUGGUUGUCUUUGUGGAGGGCCCUGUCCCACCUGUCAUCCUGGGCUACACUCGGGAAGAGGUUGAGGAUCUGGGGCAUGAGGAUGAUGAGGAGGAUGUGAGUGGAUUGGUUGUCUUUGUGGAGGGCCCUGUCCCACCUGUCAUCCUGGGCUACACUCAGGAAGAGGUUGAGGAUCUGGGACAUGAGGAUGAUCCCCCCAGACCAACCCCACGCUACAGAGCCGAGGAAACAGGAAAGAGGGCAUCCAAACACAAUACCAAGUGCUGCUCUAUCAUGUGAUUCUGCACACCCCAUUUCUCUUAGCUAUGCCACUCAUGAUGAAUGGGCUGUAUGCUUGGCCUAAAUCUACAACAUUGUCUAAAUUGCACAGGAUGUGCUCCAGUGUGCCUUUGCUCCUCAUCUAAAAUGUCACUGGUAUCCUCUGAGACUACAGUCCCACAUGGCUUGUGUCAAGGAGUGUUUACUGUUAUCCUCCUCUCUUCAAACAGCUCUGUGAACAGACUCCAGUGUGACUGUUACAAAGCCCUUCUGCCUCCUGCUGGACACAGUUCAGUAAUGCAACUAGUUUUACUGCCAGAAUCCCAGCAGCACUCAUCUCACACUCCUCUGGAUUGGUUGUAUCAGCCAAAAAAAAGUACUCAGCACUAUGUCCUCUAGGAAUGAAGACUAUGAAGAAUAGAUGAAGAAUACAACAACCACUGAUCUGUUUCUUUUUGGAAAUAGAUUUUUAAAUAUUAAUCUUAGAAAUGCUUGACGUGCCUUUUUCAAUGGCAACUCUUUUGUUCAAAUCAAAUCAAAUGUAUUUAUAUAGCCCUUCGUACAUCAGCUGAUAUCUCAAAGUGCUGUACAGAAACCCAGCCUAAAACCCCAAACAGCAAGCAAUGCAGGUGUAGAAGCACUUUUAGAGUGUCCUCAUCAGUAAUACAAAUGUUAUGGUUAUGAAUAGGAUACUGUAUUCCGUCAGUGGCCAAAACAGUCUGUUAAAGAAGGGUUGGUUUCCAUUACAUCUAUUCAGUGCGAUUUGUACGUGUAAGUGUGUUUGAUAGUUGAAUUUUGAUUUAGCCUGUUAAUGAAGGUGGAUAAAAAACUGGAAUGUGUGUGUGAUUAUCAAAACAAAAUAUAUUUCAUAUUCUUAAGAUUUUUGUUUGUCUCGGUCUUUCCUUUUGAUCAGCAGUAGCAACGUUCCUGUCAGGAUGUUCAUGUAUAGGACUCUUUAUUGCAAAUGAGCUGUGACAUACCAUUAAAGACACGCUACGGAA
This is a messenger RNA of Oncorhynchus kisutch (coho salmon), 2788 nucleotides long. Its product is annotated as paralemmin-1. NCBI's taxonomy places the organism in Eukaryota, Metazoa, Chordata, Actinopteri, Salmoniformes, Salmonidae. The transcript is spliced from 8 exons. The record is from RefSeq and is a predicted model, not a curated record. Bases 351 to 1808 code for a protein of 485 amino acids.